Messenger RNA from Gastrolobium bilobum, 3896 nucleotides. Its product is annotated as squamosa promoter-binding-like protein 14. The coding region runs from base 168 to 3254 and encodes 1028 amino acids. Gene Ontology annotation, cellular component: nucleus. The record is from RefSeq and is a predicted model, not a curated record. Gene Ontology annotation, molecular function: DNA binding. NCBI's taxonomy places the organism in Eukaryota, Viridiplantae, Streptophyta, Magnoliopsida, Fabales, Fabaceae. The transcript has 10 exons.
GACUUCCUUCACACAAGUUCAGCUUCAACAAGGAACCAAAUAACCAAACCCAAAAAAAAAAAAAAUCACCCGAUUCAUCUUUCAGAUCUGAAGUUUCAACCAACCUCAUGGAUUUCCAUUAAUCAAUCCUCUUCAUCCUGCAACAGAAGGAAAAAAAAAUUGAAGAAAUGGAAAAGUUAGCUCCGGGUCCUAUGUUGAUGCACGCAACACUGGCGAGUUCGUUUUACGAUUCGUCUUCGUCGUCGAUGGCGAGCAAGAAGCGCGAUCUGUCGUACGGCGUCGUUCGGAACGAUGAUAAUUGGAACCCUAAGGAAUGGAACUGGGACAGUGUGAGAUUUGUAGGGAAACAGGUUAACAACAACGAAGUCGAAGAAGAAGAAGAAGAACAAGAAGAGAGUUUGCCUUUACGAUUGAAUCUCGGUGGUGGUUGUGGCGUGUCUAGACCUAACAAGAGGGUUCGUUCGGGUUCACCUUCAUCUGGUGGUGGAACGGCGUCGUAUCCUAUGUGUCAGGUUGAUAAUUGUAGGGAAGAUCUAUCCAACGCUAAGGACUAUCACCGACGCCAUAAAGUGUGUGAACUUCACAGCAAAGCCUCCAAAGCCUUACUUGCUAACCAAAUGCAACGUUUCUGCCAGCAGUGUAGUAGGUUUCACCCUCUCUCCGAAUUUGACGAAGGAAAGCGCAGCUGUCGCCGUAGACUCGCCGGUCAUAACCGUCGCCGGAGAAAAACCUUGCCGGAAGAUGUUACCUCGACGUCUCCCCCUCCCGCCGCAGCAGCCGCCGCCGCCGCUAAUUUAGAAAUUUUCAACUUGUUGACCGCUAUAGCCGGUGGUUCACAAGGAAAAAUUGAGGAAAGAAGAUUGGAAGUUCCGGAUAGAGAGCAGCUUGUUCAGAUUCUUAAUAGGAUACCUUUGCCUGGUGAUCUUGCAGCGAAGUUGCUUGAUGUUGGUAAUUUCAAUGGGAAAAAAGGUCAUGUGCAAGUUCAAACGCAAAAUUCAGCCUCCUAUAAUGGUCAUGACCGAAUGAACGAAUUGAACCACGUGGCCUCUGGCCCCUUAACUAAGGACUUACUUGCUGUUCUUUCUGGCACUUUACCUGCGUCUGCUCCUGAUCCUGUUGCUUCACUUGCUCAGAAUCGCGGUGGCCGCGACAGUGAGGAACAUCAAUUCACUUCCGUUGGUGGAGAGAGAAGCAGUGGCAGUUCACAGUCUCCGGUUGAGGAUUUGGACUGCCCGGAGGAGGAUGUUCGAGUUAAUUUACCGCUGCAACUUUUUAGCUCCUCUCCGGAAGAGGAAAGCGCGCCUAAGAUGGCUUCAUCUUCGCGAAAGUAUUUGUCGUCAGAUAGUAGUAACCCUGUGGAAGAGGGGUCGCCGUCUUCGUCUCCUCCUGUUGUGGAGAUGCAGUUUGAUUUGCAGGGUGGGACUAGAGGUAUCAAGCCCGAUAGCAUUUCAAUUGGAAGAGGAGUCAAUGCAAAUAAGGAAGCUAGCCAAAGUCAUAGUUGUAAUAUCUCUCUUGAUCUCUUUAAAGGGUCAAAUAACAGGAUGCAACAACCUAAUUCACUUCAAAGUGUUCCAUUUCAAGCUGGGUAUACAUCUUCCAGCUCUGAUCAUUCACCUCCCAGUCUGAAUUCAGAUGCUCAGGAUCGGACGGGGAGAAUAAUGUUUAAACUAUUUGACAAGCAUCCUAGCCAUUUCCCUGGAACACUGCGAACACAGAUUUACAACUGGCUUUCCAAUAGGCCAUCAGACAUGGAGAGCUACAUAAGGCCUGGCUGUGUGGUCCUAUCAAUUUAUGCAACAAUGUCUUCUGCUUCCUGGGAGCAACUAGAGGAAAACUUCCUCCAACGUGUUCAUUCUUUAAUUCAAAAUUCAGAUUAUGAUUUUUGGAGAAAUGGAAGGUUUCUAGUUCAUUCUGGCAGUCAGUUAGCAUCACACAAAGAUGGAAAGAUACGCUUAUGCAAACCAUGGAGAACAUGGAGGUCUCCAGAGUUGAUAUCUGUGUCCCCUUUGGCAAUUGUUAGUGGAGAAGAAACCUCUGUUUUGUUGAAGGGUAGAAACCUGUCAACUCCUGGCACAAAGAUUCAUUGCACAGGUACUGGCUGUUACACAUCAGCCGAAGUUAUAGGACCUGCCUAUCCUGGUAUGACUUAUGAUAAGAUAAAACUCGGUGGUUUUAAAGUUCAGAAUGCGUCUCCUGGUGUUUUGGGCCGCUGUUUCAUUGAGGUUGAAAAUGGUUUCAAGGGUGACAGUUUUCCAGUGAUAAUAGCUGAUGCAACCAUUUGCAAGGAAUUGAAACCACUUGAGUCCGAAUUUGAUACGGAGGAAAAAAUAUGUGAUGCUAUUUCAGAUGAGCACGAAUGUCAUUUUGGAAGGCCCAGGUCAAGGGAGGAGGCUUUGCACUUUCUGAAUGAGCUUGGCUGGCUGUUCCAAAGAGAAAGGUUCUUGUAUGAGUACGAGGUUCCAGAUUAUUCACUUGACAGGUUCCAAUUUGUACUCACUUUUGCAGUGGAAAGAAACUGUUGCAUGUUAGUCAAAACCCUUCUGGAUAUGCUGGUUAAUAAACACUUUGAAGGGGGAUGGUUAUCAACAGGGUCAGUGGAGAUGCUGAAUGCUAUCCAACUCUUAAAUAGAGCAGUGAAAAGAAAGUACGUAAGCAUGGUUGAUUUGCUCAUCCACUAUUCUAUACCUAGCAAUAAUGAUACGUCCAGGAUAUAUGUAUUUCCACCGAAUCUUGAGGGCCCUGGUGGUAUUACACCGUUGCACUUGGCAGCAUGUACAUCGUUUUCUGAGGGUGUAAUUGACUCUUUAACAAGUGACCCACAGGAGAUUGGGUUGAAGUGCUGGGAAUCCCUUGUGGAUGCAAGUGGGCAGACUCCACGUGCCUAUGCCAUGAUGAGGAAUAAUCACUCUUAUAAUGUGUUGGUUGCCCGUAAACUUGCUCAUAGACAAAGAGGUGAUGUGUUAGUAACAAUUGACAAUGAGAUAGAGCAAUCAUCACUAAGAGUUGAGCUUAAGCAAAAGCUAAGUAACCAAGUCAAACAAGGUCAGAAUUCUUGUGCCAAGUGUGCGAUUGCAGAAAUUCACUACAACAGAAGAGUUGCAGGUUCCCAGGGCAUGCUUCACCGUCCUUUCAUUCAUUCAAUUCUAGCUGUUGCUGCUGUUUGUGUGUGUGUUUGUCUGUUGUUUCGUGGAACUCCUUUCGUAGGCUCAGUUGCUCCCUUCAGGUGGGAAAAUUUGCAUUAUGGCACAUUCUAAUUGUAGUGCUAAUGGUCAAUGAAAUUCAGAUAAAGGGAAUGGAAGGCAUAAAAUCGGGGGGAAACCCAAUUGUUGCCUUUUUUCCUCACAUGGCAAAACUGCUUUUGUGGGAAAAUGGGGCAUUUUGUGAUGAGAGCCCCAAUGUAAACAUAUCAUAUGUUAAUGUGGAGCUAUGUUUGGCGAUCCGGGAGAAACAAGAAAACAGGGCUGGCUCGGUACUGAUUCUGAAUGUUUAUCAGUUGGUGUUGGAAUUUCAGAAUCAAAGAAAUCUUAAGCUUUUUGGACCAGAUAAAACAUGAGCUCCCAAUUUAGGUUGCAAUGGUGAAGUAUGGCCACAAGCACAAACAAUUACGAGAGCAAUAAGCUUUCGGAAUAAAGAUAACCGUGGUGAGUAAAUGUUGGUUGUUGAUGUGGUCAAUACUUUGGUUCAUUGCCUCCUUUCUUUACCAACCGUCAAACGGGAAGAAUUCCCUGCUUUAUUGUUCCCUUUAAUUGUUCAGUGUUAGUCGAAAUUACAAGAACAAGGUAUUCUGAUGCAUGUAUUUCGUUACUGUAAAGUUAAUUUCAGUAUACUGAUCAUAGAGCUGACCAUACUAUAUUAUUAGAAAGUGUAAUAUAUAUUUUUUAUUAUAUCUAUUUUAA